CACGAACCCGCUUGUUUGCCUGCAGCUCCAAACUCGAUAGCCUACAGCUCAGACGUGAAACAACUAUUGUCGUCGAUCCUGUUCCUUUACGCAGAUGUCGGCGGCUCCUGAUGCCCAAGGAAAGAAGAUAAGAAUUACUGUCGUCGCUGCCGAUGGUCUUUCCAAGCGCGACGUGUUCAGGCUUCCCGACCCGUUCGCCGUGAUCACGGUCGAUGCUGAGCAGACUAGAACUACCAGUGUCAUCAAGAAGACCCUGAAUCCCUACUGGAAUGAGAGCUUUGAUGUAACCGUCAAGGACUCCUCCGUGAUUGCCGUACAAAUCUUUGACCAGAGGAAGUUCAAGCGGAGGGAUCAGGGUUUCCUUGGAGUAGUGAAUAUUCGUGUCAGUGAUGUGCUCGACCUUGAUCUGGGCGGUCAUGAGAUGCUCACGCUGGACCUCAAAAAGUCAAACGACAACCUCGUCGUGCAUGGCAAACUUAUCAUCUAUUUAUCAACAAACGUCAAUCAGCCCAUAAGUAACCCUGGUCCCGCUCAGAAUACCAACGCCCUCACAAACAGUUUGUCCAACCUCAACAUUGCUGGCUCUGCCCUUUCCCCCUCACCCAGUAGCACCAACCUUCCAGCAACCGGUGCAGGAUUAUCUCGCCCGCCUAGUUCUCACGCUACAACCGCAGACAACAAUGCAGCGAGAAUCUCUAUGCCCACUCCCAGUACCGCUCCGUCCAACACUGCCGCAGACGCCGAACAAUCUCGGUCACGGCCGGUGAGUUCGGGCGAAGCUGCGGCAGCUACUGGUGCUACUCAGCCAGCCACUCAGAGCAAUACUGCAGCGACAAUGCCAGGGACGACUUCACCCUCUCGAACUACCAGAGAACUCAACCCUCACGAGGAUCAGUAUGGUCCUUUGCCCUACGGUUGGGAACGACGGGUCGACCCGCUUGGUCGCACUUACUACGUCGAUCACAAUACUCGUACCACUACCUGGAACAGGCCAUCCACGAAUCAGGCGGUCAACACGGCGAACCAGGCCGGAGAGACUAAUGCUGCCCGCGAUCAGCACCAUCGCCGUAUCCUAGCGGAUGAUCUAUUGGAGGCGAACGCUGGAGCAGGAAGUACUAUCAGUCGCGGACAGUCUGCUGCUGGUCAAGCUCCUGCGGCGAACACUGCUGCAGCUGCUCUUGCUGCCAGCAACAACACGACGAGCGCGGGUGUUGGCCCUCUGCCUGCUGGAUGGGAAGAGCGAUAUACACCUGAGGGUCGGCCAUACUACGUUGACCACAACACUCGCACGACCACCUGGGUAGAUCCCAGACGGCAGACGGUCAUCCGUGUCUCCGGUCCUAACGGCCAGGGAACUGCUCUCCAGCCUCAGACGAUCGCUCAACUUGGCCCAUUACCCUCUGGUUGGGAGAUGCGCCUGACCUCGACCGCUCGAGUCUACUUUGUUGACCAUAACACCAAGACGACCACCUGGGACGAUCCUCGGUUGCCAUCCACCCUUGAUGCCAACGUGCCGCAGUACAAGCGCGACUUCCGCAGGAAGCUCAUAUACUUCCGUAGCCAGCCGUCAAUGCGCGCGCAGCCUGGUAAUUGCCAGAUCAAAGUCCGGCGUAACCAUAUCUUCGAGGACAGUUAUGCAGAGAUCAUGAGGCAGACGCCGAAUGACCUCAAGAAACGCCUGAUGAUCAAGUUCGACGGCGAAGACGGUUUGGAUUAUGGUGGUCUUUCGAGAGAAUUCUUCUUCCUGUUAUCACACGAGAUGUUCAACCCCUUCUACUGUCUGUUUGAAUACUCCGCGCACGACAACUAUACAUUGCAGAUCAAUCCUGCUUCCGGCGUCAACCCAGAACACUUGAAUUACUUCAAGUUCAUUGGUCGAUGCUUGGGUCUCUCAAUCUUCCACCGGCGCUUCUUGGACGCUUACUUCAUAGUGAGCUUCUACAAGAUGAUUUUGAGGAAGAAGGUUACGCUUGCAGACCUUGAGAGUGUGGAUGCUGACUUGCACCGCGGCCUCACAUGGAUGUUGGAGAACGACAUUACCGAUGUCAUUGAUGAGACCUUCACAACUGUCGAAGAUCGCUUUGGAGAGAUGAUCACCGUCGAGCUCAAACCCGGUGGAGCGGACAUUCCUGUCACAGAGGAGAACAAGAAGGAAUACGUUGAUCUCAUCGUGGAAUACCGUAUCUGCAAGCGGGUCAAAGACCAAUUCGAGGCGUUCAUGUCUGGAUUCAGCGAGCUCAUCCCCAUGGAUUUGAUCACUGUUUUCGACGAGCGUGAGCUGGAACUCUUGAUCGGCGGUAUGUCAGAAAUCGACGUUGAUGAUUGGACGAAGUACACCGAUUAUCGUGGCUACGAAAUGAACGACGAAGUCAUUCAAUGGUUCUGGAAGUGUGUCCGCAGCUGGCCGCCCGAGCGGAAGUCCCGUCUCCUCCAGUUCGCUACCGGCACGUCUCGUAUUCCUGUCAAUGGCUUCAAGGACCUGCAAGGUUCCGACGGUCCGCGCAGAUUCACGAUCGAGAAAGCUGGUGACCCCUCACAAUUACCCAAGAGUCACACCUGCUUCAACAGGAUUGAUCUGCCGCCAUACAAGGACUACAAUACUUUAGAGCAGAAGCUGACUCUUGCCGUAGAGGAAACCGUCGGUUUCGGGCAAGAGUGAUUCUGUUGUAUGCGUCAGUCUCUCCCGCCUUCAUCGUGGAUUCUGUGUAUUCGUGUGGCGAAUCCCUUUUUGCUUACCUUAGUCAUUGCUUUGUUAGUCGCAUCGUCUCCCUGCCAUUCCAUUCAUUUGGGCAGGCGGCGCUCAUCUAUCCUUCAUUUGAACUAUGUAUAUCGUCGAUCCGUAUUGUGUAUCACAAUGUGUGCAUAUUCCCCGAUUACCGUUGUAGUUGGAAGAGUUUAGGCCAGCAUGGACUUGAAAAUGUCCUGGACUCUUUUCCCCAUGAU
Messenger RNA from Gloeophyllum trabeum ATCC 11539, 2943 nucleotides. Its product is annotated as HECT-domain-containing protein. Gene Ontology annotation, biological process: ubiquitin-dependent protein catabolic process. Bases 95 to 2659 code for a protein of 854 amino acids. Gene Ontology annotation, molecular function: protein binding; ubiquitin protein ligase activity. The record is from RefSeq and is a predicted model, not a curated record. NCBI's taxonomy places the organism in Eukaryota, Fungi, Basidiomycota, Agaricomycetes, Gloeophyllales, Gloeophyllaceae. The transcript is spliced from 9 exons.